Molecule: messenger RNA, 1212 nt
Organism: Peromyscus maniculatus bairdii (prairie deer mouse)
Lineage: Eukaryota; Metazoa; Chordata; Mammalia; Rodentia; Cricetidae
Gene: Med29
Product: mediator complex subunit 29
Biological process (GO): regulation of transcription by RNA polymerase II
Cellular component (GO): mediator complex
Molecular function (GO): transcription coregulator activity; transcription factor binding
Source: RefSeq, a predicted model, not a curated record
UGCGCUAACGAGCAAACGCCGCCCGCCGACCGAAGAGACUGAAGAGAGCGGGCGGACGCGCCUCUGACGCACAUCCUGUGUUCUACCCGAGGAAAAUGGCUGCGCCCCAGCCGCAGGCUUCGGCCGUUUCCUCCGCGGCGGGUGUUUCGGGUCCGGGCUCUGCCGGUGGCCCGGGUCCCCAGCAACAGCCGCAACCGACGCAACUGGUGGGACCUGGCCAGAGUGGGCUCCUGCAGCAGCAGCAGCAGGACUUCGAUCCUGUGCAGCGCUACAAGAUGCUCAUCCCUCAGCUGAAGGAGAGUCUGCAGACUUUGAUGAAGGUUGCAGCCCAGAACCUGAUUCAGAACACUAACAUUGACAACGGACAAAAGAGCAGUGAUGGACCCAUACAGCGAUUUGACAAGUGUCUGGAGGAGUUCUAUGCUCUCUGUGAUCAGCUGGAACUCUGCUUGCGCCUGGCCCACGAGUGUCUGUCACAGAGCUGUGACAGCGCCAAGCACUCGCCGACGCUGGUGCCCACGGCCACCAAGCCAGACGCCGUGCAGCCGGACAGCUUGCCCUAUCCUCAGUACCUGGCCGUCAUCAAAGCCCAGAUCACCUGUGCCAAAGACAUCCACACGGCUCUGCUGGACUGUGCCAACAAGGUCACAGGCAAGACUGCUGCAGCCUCAGCUGGCCCUGGGGGCAGCCUCUGAGGUCUUGGUGAGGGCGGGGCAAGAAUGAAGACUGGCCUGAGGCAAAACAGGUGGCUCCUGGUUUAUUUGUCACGCCGGAGCGGUGUAGCUGAAACCAGAAACCAGCAGGGGGCAGCAGAGACCUGCAGCCAGCACAAGCCAGGACUCCCUCUGCUGCCAGCUACUGGGCUCCCUGACCUAGGGUGGCCCUCCCAGCUGAGCAGGGAUGACCUGUUCCAGGGACUCGGCCUCCUCCCUUACCUCCAUCUCCCGCCUGGCCCUGGUGCGGCACUGCCUGGGCCCUUCAGACCUUCCUCGUUCUGUCCCGUGGAGGCAUUCUUUUCUUUCUUUUUUGGUUUCUCGAGACAGGGUUUCUCUGUGUAGCUUUGCACCUUUCCUGGAACUCGCUUUGUAGCCCAGGCUGGCCUCGAACUCACAGAGAUCCGCCUGCCUCUGCCUCCCGAGUGCUGGGAUUAAAGGCGUGCGCCGCCACCGCCCGGCUAGGCGUUCUUUUCUACGCCAUCUUCCCCAGUCCUGC